Molecule: messenger RNA, 518 nt
Organism: Aphanomyces astaci
Lineage: Eukaryota; Oomycota; Saprolegniomycetes; Saprolegniales; Verrucalvaceae
Exons: 1
Molecular function (GO): nitrite reductase [NAD(P)H] activity; 2 iron, 2 sulfur cluster binding
Source: RefSeq, a predicted model, not a curated record
CCAUGACGUACAUGCCAGUCUGCGCGCAGGCCGACCUUCCCAACAACUCGCGGCGCUGUGUGCUGCUUCCUUCCUCCGGUCGCAGCGUUCUCCUCGUACAUCACCAACAUGUGAUCUACUGCAUAGAUCAAGCGUGCUACCACCACGGUGGACCGCUCGCCACUGGGGACAUUGAAGACUUGGGCGGCGUCGCGACGAUCAAGUGUCCAUGGCACAACUACAAGAUCGCCUUGCACAACGGAGAAGGACUGUACAUGGGCCUAGAGCCGGGCAAGAUGACCCAGCCGGUGUUGAAGAGCAAGGGGGUCAAGCAACGCACCCAUCCGGUCAAAGUCGUAGACGGCAUGGUGCUCGUCCAAGACAGUUCCGAUGACGGCGAGGAGUACGUCGUCAUCGCGAGCGACGUCUACGCAUUCGACACCAAGUGCAUCCCCGACUUGGAAAGGAAGAAGGAUCCCGACGAGGUCAAGAUCCAUUCGCGCAUGUCGUAGUUCUCUUCCAGGCGCCAUCAACACCCC